AUGACACCUGUUUUAAGGCAUUGGGUUGCCAUAGCAGCGCUGUUGGCAGUUAAUUACAUUUUGUGUGCAAAUAAUACAACUGUGACUGUCAAAAUUGCAGACAGAAUCGAUCGGACAAACCCAUCAUUCAUACAAAAUUACGAUGACCAUAUCCACGAGGGUGACCUUGAAGAUAUCUUAAGAGUGGAAAUACCCGAAGAAGAAUUCGACAAAGGAACGCCAGGAAUAGAUUACCUAGGAAUCGGGUACGAUUCUAUAUUUGGAAAUACUCUAGGAGGCGAAGAAACGCUACUAGAUCCUGGAUACAGAACGCCAAUUAUCAAUUUUAGCUGGAGAAAGAGUUCCGAGGGUUAUUCACCCUCGCUCAACGCCGUGUACCCCUUGCACGGAUGGGUCCGGCCAGUAUAUUCGUGCGGGCGCUCGUCCAAGAUACAGGAAGUAGAUAGUCUGGACGAAUUGAAGAAGGCGUUAUCAGCGUCGGCCGAGCUUAAAGGUGAUGUCUCCGCUGCAUCAUUUUCGGCCUCAGCAAAAUACAAAUCGGAAGCAGCAAAUAUAGCUCAGAAAACGGAAAGAAUAUAUCUUCACAGUGAUAUGUGCAUACGUUACCAAGCAGGUAUACCGCUCAACAUACCAUGGGAUACCACCGACGCAUUUAAGGAUGCGGUAAAGACACUAGAACCCCUUUCCGAUGAGAUCAAGCAGGCUUGCUCAAUGCACGAUAUCCUCGACGAUUUGACAAAGAAAGAGUGUAUCCCUCUAAAGCACUGGAUUAAAUUCUUCCAAGUGUUUGGGACACAUUACGUGCACCAGUUGUUGCUAGGUGGGAAAUUAGUCCAAACACUCAAGAUUAGGGCCACCACAUUCCAAGACCUCAAGAGGUCCGGUGUUGACGUUGACCUUGCAGUGUCUAGCAUCCUAGGAUCUGCUUCAGCAGAACUAAUGGGUCAAGACGACGCUAGAGAUUUGAACCUUGAAGAAAUAGGAGCCAAGACUAUAACUGUGAUAGGAGGAGAAAUGCCUAACACGCCAAUUACGGAUGCAGAAUAUGCCAGAUGGGGGAAGUCAGUAGCUGACAAUCCAAUGCCCAUAGGAAUAUCAGCAGAUAGUCUGAAAAACUUGUUAGGGGAGAAUAUACACGAUUCAUACACCCUAGCGCUCCAAAAGUAUGCGGAAUUUAAUGGUGUUACCUACGAAACACUGAUUAAAUUGGGAGCUAGUGUUGGUGGCCUUAUGAGAGAGAUUAAAAACGGUCUCUCGGUAGUAACUGUAAACUGGGAUUUUAACGGGGCCGAAUGUCCAAAAGGUCAAAAGAUUCUUCUUGGGUUUUCUUUGUUAUUCAACCCGAAGGGAACACUGCAAGGAAUAAUACCGUGCAAAACCGGGGCGUACAAGUGUAACGUUCCCCUGAAUAAAGAAGAAAUACGAUCAAUCUCAUGGGCAAUAUGUACCAGCGGACUCCAACCAAACAUUUUUCAGGUUGCUGACGUCACAAAGGACGGAGAGGAGAAAGUCGCUGCCAAGUGUCCACACGGAUCAGUUGUACAAUUCGGGAUCAAGUUGCACGCGGAAAAGGAACGAUUGGUUAAGAUCAAACCCUGUAAAAAAGGUAAACCUCUCUGCAAAACAAAGACAACAGACAAGAAAAUCGCUGGUAUUUGGAUUGUUUGUUCCACUGAGAGUCACCAUGCUGAUGUGAUAAACUUGGCUGCUGGCAUUGGCGGAGGAAUGGUAAAAGUAAAAUGUGACGAAGAUGAAGUCGUAAUAGGGGGUACCACUGCGUUGUUCAAAAUGCAUAAAAAUGCGGUAGAAAGUGGUAAAAGGAGCAUGAGCAUCAAGACUUGCGAGAGGUAUCUCAAGGGGUGCGAAGUCCAAUGUGAAGGAGAGUGCCUUGUAGCUCUUGUUAUUGCGCUGUGUAGUAAAACUAAGACUCAGCCACUCUCGGAGAUCACUUAA
Babesia sp. Xinjiang is the source of this 1953-nucleotide messenger RNA. RefSeq lists its product as uncharacterized. NCBI's taxonomy places the organism in Eukaryota, Apicomplexa, Aconoidasida, Piroplasmida, Babesiidae. The coding region runs from base 1 to 1953 and encodes 650 amino acids. The transcript is spliced from 12 exons. The record is from RefSeq and is a predicted model, not a curated record.